Molecule: messenger RNA, 966 nt
Organism: Musca vetustissima
Lineage: Eukaryota; Metazoa; Arthropoda; Insecta; Diptera; Muscidae
Product: tRNA (adenine(58)-N(1))-methyltransferase catalytic subunit TRMT61A-like
Exons: 3
Coding region: 4-966 (320 amino acids)
Biological process (GO): tRNA methylation
Cellular component (GO): tRNA (m1A) methyltransferase complex; nucleus
Source: RefSeq, a predicted model, not a curated record
AAAAUGAGUUUCCUGAAACCCAAAGAUGUUAUAGACGAAGGAGAUACUGUCAUCCUUUACAUUAGUGUCAAUUCGAUGCACGUCAUCGAAGCGACACCAACCAUAGUAAAUAAAAAAGGCGAAACAAUUGAACAUAUAUUUCAAACUUCAUUUGGAGCAUUGAAGGUGCGAAAUAUAAUCGGUGUGAAAUAUGGUAGUCGUGUGGAGUUAUCCAAAGGAUAUGCCUAUGUUUUGCAACCCAAUCCGGAAUUAUGGACACAGACAUUGCCCCACCGAACGCAAAUUAUCUAUACGCCCGAUAUUAGUAUGAUAUUGCAUCAACUUGAAAUACGACCGGGAUCGAUUGUUAUUGAAUCGGGUACAGGGUCUGGAUCAUUGUCACAUUACUUUUUGAGGGCUGUUAAGCCACAUGGUCAUCUGCAUACAUUUGAUUUUCACGAAGCCAGAGCUAAUCAGGCACGAGAGGAAUUUCAGCACCAUGGUCUGGGCGAUUUUGUGACCGUUUAUCACAGAGAUGUCUGUGAGAAUGGUUUUGGCGAAGAGCUGAAUGGUAAAGCGGAUGCAGUAUUUUUGGAUUUGCCAGCACCGCAGCUAGCAGUGCCACAUGCCUAUAAAGCACUAAAGGAAAGCGGUGGACGCUUCUGCUCAUUUUCUCCCUGUAUUGAACAGUCACAACGUUGUUGUGUGGCAUUGCAGGAUCUUGGUUUUACAGAAAUUCAAUCAUUUGAAAUUCUACAGCAAGAGGAUAUUGUAAAGACGAAAACCUUUCCUGUAAUUAAUUUGGAUUUUGUUAAAACAAAGAAAACAAAUCCAACUGAAGAAGACACAAAUCAAAAGGAUGUGACUGCAGCGGCAAAACAACCAAAAGAGACAAUAAAAGUCUUAACAUCAUCAGCCCCACCCACACAACCAGGUCAUACAGGAUUUUUAACAUUUGCCACUUUACAACCUGCAUUUGCAAGAUAA